This is a messenger RNA of Raphanus sativus (radish), 1076 nucleotides long. RefSeq names its product glutathione S-transferase Z1. Gene Ontology annotation, cellular component: cytoplasm. NCBI's taxonomy places the organism in Eukaryota, Viridiplantae, Streptophyta, Magnoliopsida, Brassicales, Brassicaceae. The coding region runs from base 140 to 802 and encodes 220 amino acids. Gene Ontology annotation, molecular function: maleylacetoacetate isomerase activity; glutathione transferase activity. The transcript has 9 exons. The record is from RefSeq and is a predicted model, not a curated record. Gene Ontology annotation, biological process: glutathione metabolic process; L-phenylalanine catabolic process.
AACUAAAUAAUAAUAUAUGAUGUGAUAAGAAUGAAGUUCCAGUGUCGUCUUCUAAUUCUCCACUUCUCCUCUGUACCUACUAAACAUACAGUCUCUGUUGAAUCUGUAAAGAAGAAGAAGAAAAAUCCAUUUCCUGAUUAUGGCGAGCUCCGGGACAGAGAAGAAAGAGAAGCUGAAGCUUUACUCCUACUGGAAAAGCUCGUGCUCACAUCGCGUCCGUAUCGCCCUCGCUUUAAAAGGGAUUGAAUAUGAGUACGUACCAGUGAAUCCGCUCAAGAGAGAUGAAUACUUGAAGAUCAAUCCAAUGGGUGCUGUACCAGCUCUGGUUGAUGGAGACCUUGUGGUUUCUGAUUCUUUUGCCAUCAUAAUGUAUCUAGAUGAGAAGUAUCCUGACCCACCUCUCUUACCUCGUGACCUCCACAAACGUGCUGUGAACUACCAGGCAGCGAGUAUUGUCUUGUCUGGCAUACAGCCUUAUCAAAAUACGCCUGUUGCUAUGUAUAUUGAGGAGAAGACCAACUCCGAGGAGAAAAUUGCUUGGGUCAAUAACGCUAUCACAAAAGGAUUCACUGCUCUCGAGAAGCUGUUGGUUAGCUGCACUGGAAAAUACGCCACUGGUGAUGAAGUUUUCUUGGCUGAUCUUUUUCUAGCGCCACAGAUCCACGCAGCUAUCAACAGAUUCCAGAUUAACAUGGAACCGUACCCAACACUUGCAAAGUGUUACGAGUCAUACAAUGAUCUUGCUGCGUUUCAAAACGCAGUCCCAGAAAAGCAGCCUGAUGCUCCUGCUUCCACUAGCUGAUUCUCUGAACCGUAGUAUGCUACUCUCAGCUCAGUAAAACCACACAGACAACAACAACAACAAUAAUAAUAAUAAUACAUUGUACUUAUGUAUAAAUGUUUCACAUGAACCAGUUUACUUCUUAGUUAUACAAUAAAGGCCACACUGUUUGGAACUCGCAAAGACAUUUUUGUACAUUCAUAGGAAGGCUUUGUCUCUUAAGACUCUGGACCGUCUCCUUAACUGUAUGAUACAUUCCAAAGACUUAAGGAAUAAGAACACAAAUUUACUGCAA